UUAACUAUUUAAUUUUUAUAAUCUGUUUUUCCUCUCAUGGGGCUACUAUCGCGUGCCAAAAUUGUACAAACAAAACAGCUUUAUGUCAAGCUUGCAAUUAGGCGGGCUUGCAUUGUUUUAUUACGUAUAAUCGCGGCAUAAUAUUGCCGAUCUGUCAAUCUUGACAUUCAUUCUUGACUGUUUGGAUGUGAACGAAAACAAAUUUCGCUACGCCGGCAUCUAUUGGAACUAAACGAAUUGCGCUAAAUAGUUUCAUUCGCUUAGAUCUUAGCAAAUAGCGCAAGGUAAUCGCGUAAACAUACUACUGGUGAAAGAAAUAUCGUAUUCUCCAAAAAUGGAGAUUACACCCGAUAGCACUCUUGCCGUACUGGUGUACCAUUACCUUUUGGAGAGAUGUAUGGCAGAUGUGGCGGAAAAGUUUGCCGAAAAUUGCCAUCACUUGCAACACAUCAAACGCUCACCGGCCUUGUGUUGGAACACACCGAUGCGAAGGCUACAGGAGGUUUUGUUUGACCAUAAUUCGCUUCUAGCAAAAAUGAAGCGACUGCUUUAUAAGUACCAUGAGGUGGCGCCCGUACCGAUCACAUUGCAGUUAUGGGAUAAGGUGGAGUAUCUGAUGGAAUAUUUGUACGAACGUGCAACAGGCAACAGCACCGGAAACACAGUGAUCGAAUGUUCUACCACGUUACCCUGUCAGACGUUGACGACGAACUAUGCUGAAGGAAGGGAAGGCGAAAGCGCUUACCAGUUGGAAGCAGCAACGCAGCAGCAAGAACCACCUCCGAUGCAGCAGGAUAGUGAAAGUGGUAGCCAGUCUAAAGACACUAAUCAGGAAAUUGGUCCCACCAGCAGUAAGUUCGAGGUGCUGUACGUGUCGAACGAUACAAAUGAACAGCUCAACACAGACACCGUUGUGGUUAGAAUGGAAAGCAACGAGAUUGUGACAGAUAUGCAAACGGGCAGUGUAGAAAGCUUUAUAACGCUAGAGGAUGCGGAGGUCGCCGUCGGUCAGCAGGUGGAGAUUACUACGCUCCUGGUUGAACCGGAACAACCACCCUCCAAUUCACUUCCCAGUUUACCGACCAUUGAGGCGGAUAUUGACCAUGCAAACGUUUCCGCAAACAAGGAAAACCAAGAACCGAUGCUUAUGCCACCCGACAGUCAAUCAGAGGCAGAGCAGCAAAAUGAAACGAUCGUGCAUGUAAUGGAUCUUACCGAAAAUUCGCCAACCACCGCCCUGCAACCGGAAGGCACAAUGGCCGAGGCAAAUUCAACCACACCACCGAAAGAGCGGCCAAAACCGACGAAACAACCGAUCGAUGCGGAAGCGCUAGAGGAAUGGAGACGAAUUCGGUCCAUUAAUAAUCGCAACUUUGACGAUCACAUUCGGCAGCUAAAUCACCAGCUGGAGCUAAUGAACAGGAUGGCAGAACCGAAGAAACCCGGCACGAUGAAACCGAAACCAUCACCGAAGAAUAAAAAGUGUAAAACGACAAUUAAACCCGUUAUGCCGACGGUGCGCACGACACGAUCCGCACAGAAACAGAAAGUUGUAAAUGUGCUGGACAAGAAAGCAAAUGGGACGGCAAAGCGAGCGGCAGCAGCACCGACGGUAAACAAAUAUACGACUCUCAAUGAUAGUGAUACGACCGAUUUUGCCAGCUCGUCGGAUGAGGAUGAAGACGUAAAGGGAAUGGCACGGCGCAUUAAGGAGUACCGGAAGCAGCAGAAACAUUCACAAAAGAAGGAUAAAAGGUCGGAAGAACCGACGAGCCAAAGUAACGUUUUUACCUUACCGUCCAGCUUGCCACAAUGCCGGGUGAAUCUGAUUGCCGGCCGUUCUCCGCGCGUACCCACCGUACAGAGGGGUUUGCGCAACCGGACACCCUCCACCAGCCCGGUCAGUACGCCGGUGAAGCUUAGCAAAUCGAUCAUUGACAAUGCGGCCGGGCCUUCCUCUAGCCGUGUCGGUGCCGUCCGGCAGCAGCUACUACAAUCGGGAGCAAAAGUGAAAGAACUCAUCGGUGCCAUCGACCACCCCAAUGCGGCCAAAUCGACGUCCCCACAACAACAACAACAACAACCGGGACCGGUUGCACUAUCACCAAAGAAUCGUCGUCCGGUCCGUGCCUGUACGGUGAACCGUAAAACCAUAGUGGCCUCUACACCUCUCAAGCAAACUGUACCGAACAUGGAGAAUAUGGUAUCGACACCAAUACCAUCCGAUCGAGAAGCGGAAAGUAUGAGGAAAUCGGUUUCCGAUCCGAAUGCGUCCACCGAAUCUUCCAUCCCGGAAACGAACCAAGAGGAAACGGUUGAUGCGGGCGAAGCAGCCAUAUAUGCGGUGUUAGCACAACUGCACGGUGAUAAUUAGGGCAGUAAAAUAGAAUUUUUAGCGUAUACGGGUUUGAACUGAAGUGCAAAGCGAAUUGCCGAGGAAUUGUAAGCGUUAUACAAGCUCAACGAAAGAGCUAAUUGUACGCACGAACCAAAACUAAAAACGCUUCGAACCGGUUAAUUUUAAUUUACAACGACAAAUGUAUUGUUAAGUUGUAUUUUCAUUAUUAUUUCGUUAAACACACAAAACUCUUACUCAAAAAGACUAAAAACAACACAACGGGGGGGAGUAGGAGUAGGUUUUAUGUUCGAUUUUAUCUAUACUAUACCCCUGCACGAAGUUGUUUGCGCGAAUUUUGCGCGAGGUUAGCCUAUUUGUUUCAUUAGGAAUAGGAUGUUGCGCUGUUACUAUCUCUUUUUCUUUCUUUGUUUAAUAUAAUUCAAACGAAUUAAUCAUUUCCAUUCGUUGUUUUACAAGAAUAAAUUUUAAUAUAAGAUAUGUUAAGUAACAUGAACGUUGUGAGUCAAUUCUUCUGUAUACCAGCUUCCCUGGGGAUUCAUAAAUCUGUUGAAAAUUUAAUUUUUGAUGCCAGCAGAACAAGAGGAUAAAUUUUCGCAAUUUUUGGUUUGAAAUUCCGAAAAUUUGGUUUGAAAACUUAAUUUUUAAUACCAGAAGAACAUGCUUCACAAGAGGUUACAUUUUCGCAAUUUUUGGUUUGAAAUUCCGAAAACUUGGUUUGAAAUUCUGUUGAAAAUUUAAUUUUUAAUACCAGGAA
Anopheles funestus (African malaria mosquito) is the source of this 3113-nucleotide messenger RNA. RefSeq lists its product as uncharacterized. The transcript has 4 exons. Lineage: Eukaryota; Metazoa; Arthropoda; Insecta; Diptera; Culicidae. Gene Ontology annotation, molecular function: protein binding. The record is from RefSeq and is a predicted model, not a curated record. The coding region runs from base 335 to 2374 and encodes 679 amino acids.